CAUCAAUGAGAUGAAUAUGAAGGUAAUGGAAUAUCUUCAAGAGACGAGAGUGUAAUUCUACAUAUAAUUCUUAAAAAAUAAUUUUUCGCAUGAUCCAUUCGUACUCAGCCGGAUGAACAAGACCUGAGCAUCGACUAGCUGUCGUUGAAAUUAGAAUAGUAUCAGCCAUUCUGAACUUGGUGUUUGAAAGCGCUGGAGACCGCAUCUAUUUCAGACGACACGUCAAACAAUGCCACACCUUCAUGGCUUCGAGGUCUCAGACGUGCCAGAACCAGGCAAGGAAAGACGAGCAGUCUCCUCACAUACUUAUGGGUUCCACAUCCGCCAUCCACCUAAACCACACCUCUUGACUAACUUCAUCACGCAGGAGGAUGAGCUCUUUCAGACGAUACAUAUGGGAGCCGCUGAAGUUGACAAGGAGAGAUGGCUACUUGUCAUUGACGGCCUCGUACGACGGCCAUUCUCCUUGACUUUCGAACAGCUUUUGAGAUUUCCAAGCACCAGCCUUACUUCGUUCCAUGAGUGCUUCGGCAGCUCCUUAACCCUGCGACCAACAACGUCUGGCGCAUCAGCAACGUCACGUGGACUGGACUAAAGUUGGGAACUUUGCUCUUGAUGGCCGAGCCAACUCCAGCUGCAAACUUUGUCUGGUUCGAGGGUCUUGACUGCGGCACUUUUGCAGGGGUAGAGGCGGACCGUUACCAAAAGGACUUACCGCUCGCAAAAGCAUCAAGUCCAGAAGUUCUUGUCGCAUAUGCCAUGAACGGCGAGCCUCUUGGGCGUGAGAGAGGAGGGCCGGUUCGACUCGUGGUACCUGGCUGGUUCGGAACGAACAGCACAAAGUGGCUUUGCAGACUUUCUAUUCAACAAGGCCGAGCUCCGGGGCCGUACACGACCCAGUUUUACAACAUCGAGGACCCGGACGAUCCGAACUGUAGGCCGGUUCCUGUCUGGGCGGUCGAUGUCAAUUCCAUCAUCACGAAACCGAGCCCGGAAAAGGCUGAGAAGGGACCUCAUGUUGCGAUAGAGGGCUGGGCUUGGAGCCAUGACGGCGUGGUCCGCGUCGAGAUAAGUUUGGAUAAUGGCGAUUCCUGGCUCGACACGCAAGUAGAACCGAGAAAAGAGUUUAGCUGGCAAAAAUUUAGAUCGACCGUUGUGCUUCGUUCCGGAGGCUAUCUGAUCGUUGCUCGGGCUACAUCGUUAGGGAAACGGCGCCAACCACUUGUUAAGCGAAGAAAUCAUGUACACGCUGUGCAAUUCUGCGUUGAGUAAAUGGUCCAUCACUCCUCAUAAGAGCAAAGAUUUUGCCAACGUUUGAAGAUAUAAUAAUGUCUUAUAAAUAAACAUUAUACCGUUUUCGUU
Messenger RNA from Verruconis gallopava, 1362 nucleotides. RefSeq lists its product as uncharacterized. NCBI's taxonomy places the organism in Eukaryota, Fungi, Ascomycota, Dothideomycetes, Venturiales, Sympoventuriaceae. The transcript has a single exon. The record is from RefSeq and is a predicted model, not a curated record. Bases 616 to 1272 code for a protein of 218 amino acids. Gene Ontology annotation, cellular component: mitochondrion. Gene Ontology annotation, molecular function: oxidoreductase activity; molybdenum ion binding.